This is a messenger RNA of Calypte anna (Anna's hummingbird), 4045 nucleotides long. It is a transcript of the gene HMG20A, whose product is annotated as high mobility group 20A. Gene Ontology annotation, biological process: regulation of gene expression. Bases 296 to 1342 code for a protein of 348 amino acids. The transcript has 11 exons. Gene Ontology annotation, cellular component: nucleus. The record is from RefSeq and is a predicted model, not a curated record. Lineage: Eukaryota; Metazoa; Chordata; Aves; Apodiformes; Trochilidae.
AGGGGCGAAGGGAGGGGGCAGGCUGCGGCGCGCGGCGCGCCUCGCGCCCGGCCCUUUAAACUCUGUCUCAGUGUCUGCGCGCGCAGCGAGAUGGUGUGCUUCCGCCGGCGGGGUGAAAGUAGUCCCGGUGUGCUGCUUGAACUUCCCGCUCCGCGCCGGGUUCCGGGGUGAAGGACACCUUCCCUCAGCAAGCCCAGGCUCCCUGUGUCUGAUGGCCAGGGGUUUCACAGAAAACUGAGAAGAUGUGCUGAUUUCCCCAUGCUCCUGCACUUCUGAAUGCAAGUAGUGAGGAGAUAUGGAGAACCUGGUGUCUGGCUCCACCCUUCCUCCACUUUUUGCAGAUGAAGAGGGACCUAAGGAAGGCAGUGAAAUUACUGUCACUGGAUUAGCUCAUUCUGACAAUUCAUUCACUGGUGGAACUUCACAGCCUGUGAACAACCCGGAUUUGGUGGAGGAUUUGUCACAGGCUCAGCAGCUGCAAAAUGAGGCCUCUAAUACUGCUGAAAACACUGAGCAGAAGCCUGAGGAGGAGCAGCAAAGAACCAAGCGAGGAGGCUGGGCCAAAGGGAGAAAGAGGAAGAAACCCCUUAGGGACACGAAUGCCCCCAAGUCCCCCCUCACAGGGUACGUGCGGUUCAUGAAUGAGCGGAGGGAGCAGCUGCGAGCCAAGAGGCCUGAAGUCCCUUUCCCAGAGAUCACCAGGAUGCUGGGCAAUGAGUGGAGCAAACUGCCUCCUGAGGAGAAACGGCGAUACCUUGAUGAAGCAGAUCGAGAUAAGGAGCGUUACAUGCGGGAGCUGGAGCAGUAUCAGAAGACUGAAGCCUACAAAGUCUUUAGCAGGAAAGCACAGGACAGACAAAAAGGCAAAUCACACAGACAAGAUGGAGCAAGACAGACAGCCCACGAUCACGAGAAGGAAGCAGAUACAAAGGAGAGAUCUGUUUUUGAUAUUCCAAUCUUCACAGAAGAGUUCCUGAAUCACAGUAAAGCACGUGAGGCCGAGCUGCGGCAGCUGCGUAAAUCCAACAUGGAGUUUGAGGAGAGGAAUGCAGCCCUGCAGAAACACGUGGAGAGCAUGCGAACUGCAGUGGAAAAACUGGAGGUGGAUGUGAUCCAAGAGCGGAGCCGCAACACUGUGCUGCAGCAGCAUUUGGAGACCUUACGCCAGGCACUCACAACCAGCUUUGCUGGAGUCCCACUACCAGGUAGUGGGGAAACACCCACAAUGGAAACCAUUGAUUCCUACAUGAACAGACUGCACAGUAUUAUCAUGGCCAACCCAGAGGAGAAUGAGAACCUCAUAGCCACAGUCCGAGAUGUGGUAAACAGACUUGAACGCUAGUGACUGGGUCUCGUGACCCAAGGAUGCUUUACAAAUGUUUUUUGGCCAGUGUGGAAUAAGAAGCCAUGAGGGAAAGGGGUGGGAGGCAGAAUUGCAGGUUUGUCCUAGUCCCUGCUUCUGUGGUUUGUCAAUCAGACAAACAGAUCAAUGCAUUAAAAGGUCUUAAAAAGCCACAGACACCACCCAAUAAACAUUUGGAACUCUCUUCUGUGUAAACUUGUAAAAGCAUGCAACUUCUGUGCAAUCUUCAGUUUCCUAUUAAUUUUUGCUGGGUGUGAGGAGGGUGCAUACAUUCUGUGGACUGGCUGACUAUGGAGAUGAUAUUUCACAGUUCCUGAAAUGAAGUCAGCCUUCAUGGUGUAGUGAUUACCUUGGUGUGUUAUAUGGCCUACUGUCUUGUAGUGUCUUUUACUUUGUUUUUCUGUUUACCUUGUGGGAUUAUCUUUCUCCACUUUAGUUUUCUUCUUUUGGUCUUUUUAUUUGCAGUACUGGAUCACAGUGCUUGUGUUCUCUGGUGUAACAGGCAGUGUUCCUUGGUGCACUGUCUUGUCCUACCCUGCCUGUCUUGUUUAUAUGAGCUUUUCUUAUGCAGAAUCCUGAUUUUUGUGUUAACCUGCAACAUGUACCAUGUGAGCUUGCUCCCUGCCUGAGACUGGCUGUGGUUGAUAUUCUGUGACUUGAUUCUCCUGUGAGAAAAAUUUUUCUCCUCCCUCUCUUCAAACACCUCACACGUAGCAUCUGGCUCUUCUCUGAAGGUCUCCUGUUAGCUCUUGAGAAUGUUUGGUGGAGCAUUUUACUACUGCACAGGUCAGUGGUAAUUGAGAUAGAACUCUUGCCCUUCCUCUGGGAUGCUCAGUCUCAUUUAAUGUUACUGCCUUGUUUUUGAGAGAGUGAUCUCAUGGUGAGAGCUGUAUCUAUAAAAAGAGAAAUGAGCAGAGAAAUUGCAUUUUUUUUCUGCCCUCCUGAAAUUGCAGUGCUGGGAAGCAGUAUGCCUGGAAGCAGCACAUGUAUUUUUUGCAUGAGUUGUUAGAGCAGAGGAAGUUAUUAGUAGCUGGGUCCAUACAGCAGCUCACAGCAUUCUACAUUACAGCCUGUAUGUGCUUUCACCUUUUGUCAAAGUGAAGUACAGCCUGUGAAGCCUGUAGCAUUCAGCAUCUUAUGUUCCAGUGUGACCUAAAUGGCCUUUUACUAACAUCAUGUGGAACUCUGCAUGCUGAGCAGCACUGCAUCUCCUGUCCAAGAUGAAGGCACCUACUGUCUGCACCAGCUUACAUGAACCGUUUGCUGCCCUUUGGUUCUUGUCAAAUUGUCAAUCUCAACUUUGGCUGAGCACUUGCUGGACAUCUCUGGGCUUUAUGGUAGCAGUUGAAGUGCUCUUUCUUCCAUAUGACAAUCUCCAUGCUCCUCUCUAAGAAAUCUUCUAAGAUUUCCUUGUUAUGAACUGGAAACGGGUUUCGUGACUGGAACACAUUGCAGUCAGCAUCACUUUCAUGUGUCUGUAACACAACUGUUUGAAGAUUAAAAAGCAGUUUCUUCUUUUCCCACAUGGUACACAUGGACUUCAUGCUUGCCUGAAGCCAUCUCCAGGUGAACACCUUGUGUGUCAGGUCUCCACUUAUUGCUGUAGCCAAGCAGCAAGGAUUUCCAUGUAAAUUCAAGUCUUCCUUGAGGGAGGAAACUCCUUUCUCUUGUCUGCAGUCUCAUCUUCAAGACUUCCCAGAAAGGAAUCACAGUUUGCUGCACUGACCUCCUUUUUCCUCAGCAUGGAUGAGACCGACUGCUGUUGGCAUGAACUUUUUUAGUGGAUUCCAUGACAAACACUGUGCAAAGAAAGAUCUUACAGGUUAAUAAUAAUAAUAAUAAUAAUGUCUCCAGAAGAACCACCGAUACCUUCGUCUCCUGUGUGCAUCUUUUUUUUUAGAAUUGGUGAUCUUUGACUUUCAUUAAGUGGCCAAAAUGCACUGCGUAGUCGAAGGUGACUUUAAAAAUCCCAAAAUUCAGCCUGUGGCAUGUGACUUAAUACCUGGUGUUGCAUCUUGUCAAGACUCCAGAAAUUGCUAUGUAAUAUGAUAGUAGGGUACAGUUCUGGGCUGAGACAUGAAGUAUGUGUGACUGCAGGCUGCCCCUGCUUUAAUUUGGAGCAGCUACCAGCUCAUGGCAUACUGCUAAUACAUCAUUGUGUUGGGUAACACACAAGUGUUAUGGGCUAGGAAAUUUGAGGUGGUGUUAUUUGAGGGCUGACAAAUCUCUUGCUUGUUCCCACAAGGAAAGACGGGGCUGGUUAUGCCUAUCCUUAAAGCAUCUGGGAAAAGACUGAAGUUCUUGCUUACCAGUGAUGUGACAGAUGAUGUUUGUCUCAUUAAGAAGCUUCUUAUUUAUAUUGAUCUUAAAAAAAUGGAUUUUGACUUGUCAGUGUUUUCUGACUAUCACUUCAGUUUAUGUUUUCAGUGUUGGGUAACAAAAAAAAAGAAGUAAAAAUGAAGUGGGAGUCAAAGAGAAGAGAGGGAUAAAAUGCUUUAGUCACUUAAAGAAAUGCUAAUAGAAAUACAUUAAAACAGAAUCCAUUUGCUGGAUUAAUGUGCUUGGAAUUGUUGAGAUGCCAACUUUUCUGUACAAUGUUUUUGUAAUUAAACUUCAGAGUUCCUUUGUUUUUAAGAAGUUGAUGUACAUGUUUGACACUUGCUUCAUUAAAAUUGUUCAAAA